GUUCUUGGAGGGCCUUCCAAGCACAGGUCCAUGUUGUUCCUCCAAGAAUUAUAUUCAAAGAUUAACUAUGAAGGAGAUAUUAAUAUUGUUAAUUUCUUCUUUUUUGGUUUUGGAAGCUGAAAGUUUACCAUUCCGACAAGAAGAAUUACUGAAAAGAGUCAARCGAGACGAUUCUUCUAAUGUUACUCUAAGUGGGAAUGAAACUAUUAGUACUAAUGGAAGCAAAGUAGCACAGGCACCUCCAGGAUUGGGUGGCACUGGAGUACGAUAUCCAAUUUGUAUCUAUGAAUUGGGUGUUUCCAACAAGCUGAUUAUUCAAGACAGUCAAAUUACAGCAAGCUCGUAUUAUGGUACCGAACACCUCAGACCCCACCAGGGACGUCUAGGGGGAUUAUUCGGUUGGUGUUCUAAAAGGGGGUCUUCUUUAGCACCAAAGGAGUAUCUACAGGUCGAUCUUGGUGUUUUGAGGUUGAUCAGUGGUGUUGCUACCCAAGGCAAACAGGAUACAGAUGAUUGGGUGACAAUGUAUAAUUUACAAUACAGCUUAGAUGGCUCUAAAUGGAUCGACUACGAAGAAGAUGGACAGACAAAAAUGUUUGAAGGGAAUAGUGAUAGGAAUACACCUGUAAUUAACUAUCUAUCACGUCGAGUAGUUGCACGGUACGUUAGAAUACGUCCUCGCGCCUGGAGAGGCUACACUGUCUGUAUGCGGGCUGAGAUAUAUGGAUGUUCGUUCAGUCAAAUUGAUUUGGCGGUGAAUCAAACUACRAAACAGUCAAGUACAUAUUUAGAAGGUGUUUCAUCCAGAGCAGUUGAUGGGCAGAUUGAUCAAGAUUUUAUCAAAAGCGACACUUGUUCACUCACCAUGUCCCAAUCCAACCCUUGGUGGUCCCUGGACUUAGGUUAUACAACAACAAUCAAAGAAAUCUUCAUCGCUAAUCGUAAAGACAACAUUGGAAAAGAGUUAACCAACUUUGAAAUAAGAAUCGGGGACAGCAAAGAAGGUCAUGGGGAAUUCAACAAGAAGUGUGGAGACAAGCACACUGUAAACCCAGGAGAGUUUUCGACGGUUGUGUGCAAUAACACUGGUCGAUAUAUCUAUAUAAGUCUGCCUGGUGACAAUAAGAGGCUUUCCCUAUGUGAAGUUGUUCCAUAUGGAAUGGAUCCAAAGUUAGUUGGCUACAGCCCUCAAGAAGCUUUACAAGUUGUGAAUGCAGUAAGACAAGCUGAAAUAUAUCGACAACAAAUACUUCGAUUACAACAGAUUCAACGACAGCAGCAGAUUCUAAUGUACUUGUACUACAUUAAUCUGUUGAGAAGCCAGAAUCAGACAGCGAAUGCUACCGAUCAGUUCUCCAAUGCCACCAAAUCUGGAAAUGAGACUUUUUCUCAAGGCAUGGGACAAGCCACAAAUCUUACUAGACAACUUCAAGGGCUGUUUGGAGGUAUGCAAGGACAAGGCAGUGGUUUAAUUGGUCAAGGUGCCGGUGGACUGCAAGGUCAGGGUGGGGGUUUGAUGGGGCAGGGUGCUGGAGCACUUAGUGGACUGCAAGGUCAGGGUGGAGGUAUGCUUGGUCAAGGAACAGGUAUGCUUAGUGGAUUGCAAGGACAAGGUGGUGGCAUGUUAAGUGGAUUGCAGGGUCAGGGUGGGGGUAUGCUUGGUAAGGGAACAGGUAUGCUUAGUGGAUUGCAAGGACAAGGUGGUGGCAUGUUAAGUGGAUUGCAGGGCCAGGCUGGAGGUAUGCUUGGCAAAGGAACAGGCAUGCUCAGUGGAUUGCAAGGGAAAGGGCUAGGCGCACUUGGUGGAAUGCAAAGUCAAGGAAUGGGCAUGGUAAACAAGCUACAGGGACAAGGAAUGGGUAUGGCAAAUAAGCUCCAGGGACAAGGAAUGGGUAUGGCAAAUAAGCUCCAGGGACAAGGACAAGAAUUAGCAAACAAGCUCCAGGGACAAGGAAUGGGGAUGGUGAAUAAGAUGCAAGGCCAAGGAAUGGAAAUGAUGAACAAGAUGAAAGGGCAAGGAAUGGGAAUGGUUACUAACCUUCAAGGUCAAGGGAUGAAUGUGGCCUCUGGGCUUCAAAACCAAGGCAUGGGAAUGAUGAAAGAUGUUACAGGAGGCGGAAAAGACGAUCUUAUGAAAAAGGCUAAAGAUCUUUAUAAGAAGAUACAACCAUUAAUCGAUAAAGCUAAAAAAUACUAUGAAGAACAAAUCAAGGGAAAAUAUUUACCGAUGGUCAUGAAUUAUUACAAGAAAGGGAAAGCAUAUGGUUUAAAAGCCUUGAAGAUGUUUGAAGAAACAGUAUUACAAGAAAUGAAGAGUAUUGGUAGUGACAUCGCCGGAGAUAUCGGGGGAGAGAUUGGUUCCAUCACCAAUUAUGAUACUGGUGACAUAAAUGGUUUACUGGAUAAAGUCAAUAAGACAAAGGUGAGGAAACUUGUCGAGAAGCUGCGUCCAAUAAUAGCAGAAUACGUUGACAGAGCACAAAAGAUGGCUCUUGAUCUAUUUGAAAAGGGCAAGAAGGAAUUUGUAAAAAUAAAAGACCAAGUCAUGAAAGAGAUAAAUAAAGCCAAAGACAUGGGUGAAGACUUAGCAGGACAAGCUACAAAGAUGGGAAAAGGAGCUGUAAGCCAAGCACAAGCGGUUGGAGGCAAAUUACAGAAAACUGGAAUGUCAGCAGUGAAUCAAGCCAAAGGAGCUGGAAUGGGAGCGUUUAACCAGGCCAAAGGAGCAGGAAUGGGAGCGUUUAACCAAGCUAAAGGUGCUGGAAUGGGCAUGAUCAAUCAAGCCAGGAACACUGCAAAUCAAGCUCAGCAGCAAGCUAUGAGCCAAUUCAACAACUUGAAAAAUCAAGGGAUGGGUGCUGUCAAUCAAGUGAAAAAUGCUGGUCAAGGGGCCUUGAACAUGGGACGCGGGGCUCUAGGACAGGCUCAAGGAUUGGCUGGGCAGCUCCAAGGAAUGGGCAAAGGUGCCCUAAGCCAAGGCCAAUCAGCAUUUAGAAAUCUGCAAGGGGCCGGAAUGGGUGCAUUAAACCAAGCCAAAGGACUAGGUGGACAAUUACAAAAUAUGGGACAGGGUGCACUUGGACAAGGACAGUCGGCUUUUAGAAAUCUACAAGGCGCUGGCAUGGGUGCAUUCAGUCAAGCUCAACGUCUUCAAGGACAACUUCAAGGCAUGGGACAAGGAGCUCUUCAGCAAGGCAUGGGAAUGGCAGGUGGCUUCAGAGGAAUGGGACAAGGGGCUCUUAAUCAGGCGAGAAGUAUGGCCGGCGGUGCAUUGAAUCAAGCCCGAAAUUUUGGUGGACAACUUCAAGGAAUGGGACGUGGUGCUCUAAACCAAGGAAUGGGUAUGGCUGGAGGUCUCCAAGGAAUGGCCGGUGGUCUUCAAGGAAUGGGCAAGGAAUGGGUGGUGGCGCUCUUAAUCGAGGUAUGGGUAUGGCUGGUGGAAUGCAGGGAAUGGGACAGGGAGCGGUACCACAAGGAGGAUCUCUUGCAAAUCUUCAACAACAAGGACAGCAAGGUCUUAGCCAAGCACAGUCAGGAAAUAGGCGUAAGAAACGCUCAUUAUUUCAAGGCUUUCAAAACUUCAAAAACCAACUAUCAGCUGAGAUUGAUAAAGCUAACAAUAUAGGCCAGGAUGUGGCAAGAAAAGUUGCUAAAAUAGGACAAGGGGCGGUCAGCCAAGCCCAGGCACUCAGAAGAAAUGUAAAGCGAACUGGAGGGACAGUCUUGACCAGGGCUAAAG
This is a messenger RNA of Exaiptasia diaphana, 3739 nucleotides long. RefSeq lists its product as uncharacterized. NCBI's taxonomy places the organism in Eukaryota, Metazoa, Cnidaria, Anthozoa, Actiniaria, Aiptasiidae. The record is from RefSeq and is a predicted model, not a curated record.